AUGGCCGCUUGGUUAGGGUUGGAGCGCGAGGAUGGGGCCUGGACCGUUACAGACAGCAGCGCCAUGCGGCGGAUCAUUGACAGGAUAGAUGACCCUCCCAGUCAGUAUCCCUCCAUGCAGUUAUUUGUUGGACGAACAGCCAAGGCGCAGGCGCUCCGAUCACUCUAUCCGUAUAACAAUAUCAGUCGACAUCAGAAACACGGCUUUGCCCGGCUGCAUCUGUCCAGCGGAGCCUCGUCCCAUCCGCUAUUAUUCAUCGAAAGCAGUCUCGCCCCAGAGGCUAAGCCCUGGCAACCCCAGCAGGAACCACUCCGCCGGCACCACCUCCCAAACACCCAAGAUCACACGUGCCAGGACGUCCAGGUACUGCUGUAUCAACGCCUCCUGCUCCCGCUGGUGGACACGGUGUGUCUCUUUGCGGCCGAUUUCGGGGGCGUUCGGCGAGUCCAACACCUUCUGGAGUCGUGGGAUCCGUUGUCGCUGGCGGGUCUUGAUGGCAAAGGACUCUUCCGUCCACGCUUGGUAGUCGUCCUGACCGACGCCGGGGACGAUCCGGUUAACGUGGAGGCGAUGGAAAACGCACUGCAGGCCACGGUCGUCCCCCGCCUAGUCGCAUCUGUAUCGAUGGUAGACCUGCGGGAUCGAUGUCCGCUGUCCCCGCUCAGUCGUUUUGAGCCCCUCCGGCAACGGCUGUCGCGGGAGAUGGACGAGGCACGCGUCGCGCGGUCCAAGGCGCAUCUACUCUUCUCUGCUGUCCACCUGGAGUGGAUCUUCCGGAGGCUGCUACAGCAUAUCGCACAAGCGCCCUCGUCGCCAUUCGAUUGCAUCAAUGCCUGUCGUCCAAAGCAGACUGGCAGCGAUGAGACCAUCCAAUACCUGGGGAUCUUUUUAGGCGUUGCCGAACAGGUCCACAUCCCGCCCACUUCCAUGGCGACCUUCAUCGCAUCAGCUUACCUCAUGGAUGCAUACCCGCCGGGAAUGCACGGUAAGUGGUAUCAGACCAACCGCGCGCCCAUCGUGGCGUGCGUCGUGGGUAGGGAGCGCUUACUGAUCGAUGCAGGAUUCGACCCGGUCAUGAUGUACCGGAGCCUCUAUGGCGGGCCCUGCAAGGCUGCGUGUGCCGCGUCUUCGUACGCCGGGAGGCACGGCCUCCAUCACGAUAUCGAACGAGAGUUCGUGUCGCUGUUUCCCGCCAUCGCCAUGGCUGGCGGCCGGUCCGCGCGGGUUCGGCGGGACACAUUCCGGAACGAGGCGUCGGUCUGGUCGACGGUCAAAUCGAAUCAUGUCUGUCUGUUCUGUCUGCGGCGCCCUCCGGAGCACGUCCUGCCCUGCGGGCAUACCAUUUGCGAUAUUUGCGCGUGCAUCUUUGGCAGGCGCGGCGCGGGGGCAGAAUACCACAUAGAGCUGACCUCCUGCCCGGCCUGCCAGAGGCGUUUCACUUUCACCGUCCGCUUGCUCCCACCGACCAAACGGCCCACCAUCCUGGUCUUGGACGGUGGAGGUGUCCGUGGUGUGGUCACGCUCGGUUUCUUGAAAGCCCUCGAGGAUCAGAUCGGUGGCGCACGGGGGCUGCGCGAAGCAUUCGACCUCACGUUGGGAACCAGUGCCGGUGCCGUCAUCACAUCCGAGCUGAUGGUCCGCGGUGCGUGUGUCAGCGAGGCCCACCCCAAAUUCGAAGCCCUGGCGCGGCAGAUCUUUCCCCCACGACCCCGUUGGCACACGGUUUUGGGGCAAUCGUGGGACUGGCUGACGACCUGGUUGGCCGACAGCCGGUACGAUUCGGGUGUCCUAGAUCAAACCCUGCUGGAAGCUUUUGGGCCCUGCCGUCAACUGUUCGAUACCCCCGUGUCCCUGAUGUCCGGCAUCCGAGUGGCCCUAACAGCCAGCCAGGUUGAAAACGGUUCGCUCUGUCUGUUCUCCAACUACCGGGCGGCUGGCCGCUCUGGCUCGCCAUCUGCCUAUAAAGUAUUAAUACCGGAGAAAGAGCCUUUUUUAUGGGAAAUCGCACGAUGCAGUGUGGCUGCCCUAGGGUAUUUCACGCCGAAACACCUUCCGGGAAUUGGCACCCUGCAGGACGGCGGGGUCCGGGCCAAUUGCCCACUCCGAGUCGCCCUCCGCGAGAGUGAGAUCAUCUGGCCCUCGGCCCAGAGACCGGACCUUGUGGUAAGCAUCGGCACCGGCUAUGCAGCGGAGGCAUCGACCUCCCCAACCGACAACCCGGGCCGUCUGCUGCGGGACCGCUUCCUCGAGAGGGCCGUCCGGACUUUUCUAUCCUCGCCGGCGGUCGACGGCCGACGAGGCUGGCAGGACGCCUUGGACAGCAUCCCCGAGACCGUCCGGCGGGAUACGUUCCGCCUCGACCGCAGGAUCGCGGGGAAGUUACCUGAGCUCGAUGACGCACGUGCGCUGGGCGAACUAGGUGAGUUUGACUACCGCAUCCCUGAGGAGCUCACCCGGGCUUGGCUGGCCAAAUCGUUCUUCUUUGAACUAGACGAGGAGCCCACCAUGGCCCACGGGCACUACGAGUGCCGUGGGUCGAUCCUAUGUUGUAAGUAUGGUGCAGCAGGCAUCCUCCAGCAGAUCACAUCCCUGUUCCCAGGUGCACGCGUCGAGUUCUCUGACGGCACCAACCUCGGAGCGCUCGAUGACCACCAGGGUUGCUCUACUUGUGGUUACUAUCGGAAGCGCAUCUCCCUCCGCGUUUCCAGCGUGCACGAGACCAUAGAGCUCAGGGUCCGGGACAACACCGGGUGCGUCGCCAUCGGCGGCUUUCCAACGUCCAUCCACGAUCUCCUGGACAGACAACAGACCGACUGCCCAUUUGGGCGAGCUGACCAUCGCAGUGACCUUUGGCCUCCUGUGCGUCAGUGCUACUGCACGGGCCGGAAGCGAUCGCGCGCAUCCAUGCAGACCGAGAGAUCGUCCAAGAGACGACGGCUCUAG
Messenger RNA from Aspergillus alliaceus, 2943 nucleotides. RefSeq names its product patatin-like phospholipase family protein. The record is from RefSeq and is a predicted model, not a curated record. Gene Ontology annotation, cellular component: membrane. Bases 1 to 2943 code for a protein of 980 amino acids. Gene Ontology annotation, biological process: arachidonate metabolic process. The transcript has 4 exons. Lineage: Eukaryota; Fungi; Ascomycota; Eurotiomycetes; Eurotiales; Aspergillaceae.